Monodelphis domestica (gray short-tailed opossum) is the source of this 7990-nucleotide messenger RNA. It is a transcript of the gene MGAT4A, whose product is annotated as alpha-1,3-mannosyl-glycoprotein 4-beta-N-acetylglucosaminyltransferase A. Gene Ontology annotation, molecular function: acetylglucosaminyltransferase activity. Gene Ontology annotation, cellular component: endoplasmic reticulum-Golgi intermediate compartment; endoplasmic reticulum; Golgi stack. Lineage: Eukaryota; Metazoa; Chordata; Mammalia; Didelphimorphia; Didelphidae. Gene Ontology annotation, biological process: protein N-linked glycosylation. The record is from RefSeq and is a predicted model, not a curated record.
GAAUGGGCUGGGCUGUGUGCGCUGGAGGGAGGGGUGGGGAAAACUAGCGGGACGCGGCUGCAGCGGUAACGAAAACUGGAACCGCCGCCGUCGCAGCAGCAGCAGCAGCAGCAGCAGCUGGAGCAGCCGUAGUGCCUGGGGCUGGUAAGGGAGAAUCCGGGAGCCGGGAAGGGCGCGUGGCGGCUGCGUAGCUGGGUCGCGCGCGCGCGCGGAAGCAGCGGACAGGACUUGAGGCUGGGUGAGGCGGCCGCCGACGCGGCGACGGCGGCAGCGGCAGAGGCAGGUUCACCUGCUGGUGGGGGAACCCGCCACUUCCCUGCCUCCUUCCGAAACCGCAGCCUGGUUGCGCAGGGAGCGAGCGGCCCGGAUUUGGCAGCAGGUUUUAGGGGUUGGGGGAGAGGUUUGUCGAUGUCGGAGUCUUCUUGCCAUCUCCUCGAAGCGGGGAGCGGCCGCCUCUGCUGCUGCUGCAGCGGCGCCUCCUCCCGGCUGGGCUGGUCCCCCUCUGGUUAGUUCUGCCUGACGUCGGCCCCGGGCUGCCGCGCUUUGCGCAGAGCGAGGGACCUUCGGGCUGCCGGGGCUACCGAGGGCUCCCUGGCCCCUGCGCUGACUGACGGUUCUUGUGCCUCUUCUGGGGAGUCGGGGAGCUCCCGUGUGAAGCACCGCGCCCCUUCUCUCGUUUUAAAUGACUGACUCUUGACAGGCUGGCUUUGGUCACCUCGGCUUGUUCGUGGGAAACCCCGGACUUGCUGGAAAGCGGGAAGGGGGCCCAAGGUGAACUUUUCUUAGGGACUCGGGCGGCCCAGAGGCUUUCCCAUGGCUUUUUUCUGUCAACCUGGGCAUUCAAUCCGGACCGUGAUUGCAGGCAAUUAGCGCUGUCUCUUAGACCUGUCUGUCUCCCCUUCUUCCUCUUCCUAUUUUUUCUUCCUUCUCCCUUUUCCUAUCUUGUGUCUCUCUCUUUAUCCAACCCUACAACCCUCCUAAUCUUCUUUCCCUCCUUUCUUCUCCCUCUCCCCCCCUCACGCUUUCCUUCUCUUACUUUCUCGUGUUCCCCUCUUCCCUUGUCCUCUUUUUUCCUCUUUCCUCUUGUUUCCCUUUCUCCCUCUCCUCUGUUUUCCCUCUCUCCAUUUACCUUUCCUCUUUUUUCCUCUCUCCCUCUCUCCUCCCUACCUUUUCUUCUACCUUCUCUUCUGUCUUCUCCAUCUCUCUUCUGUCUUUUACUUCUCUUCCUCACUUCUCGAUCUCUACUUUCCCCUUCUACCUCUCCCUCUUUCCCACUCCUGUCUUUCUUCCUCUCUUUUUCCUCCUUUUUUCUCUCCCCCCGUUUAUAUCUUUCCCACUUGCUUCUCUCUAUUCAUCUUCCCUCUUUCCAUUCUCCCUCCUCUUCUCUUCUCUUUUCCCCUAUUCUUUAUAUCCCCUCUUUUUCUUCGACUUGAGAUAAGCAUGUUUGUCUCUGGGUGAGGACCAACGACCCUGCUAGAUGACAUGUUUUUUUUUCUUUCUCUGGUCUCCCAAGUGGAAAGAAAAAAAGAAAAAGAAAUAAUGCAUAGUUAAGCAAAAGUAGUUACUGUAUCUGCCACUUCCGAAAAAUAAAAGUAUGUCUAAUUCUGCAUCUUGAGUCGUCCUCUUUGUCAGGAAGAAGUAUAUGACCCAACACUCAAUUGAGGAAGCUCGUGAUCAUUUUGAGUGGUUUUCCAGCUGGACUUGAUUUGUAGAGCACUUGAAAUGAAACUCACUCAACUCUUUUUAUUGGCUUGGAGCCCCUAGUACAGUGACUUCUGAACAAUAAGAAAUAAUACAGAUCAUCACUAUCAUCAAAAACAUAUGAACUGGUUUGAUGUGAAAUGAGAUGAGGCUCCGAAAUGGAACUGUGACAACCAUAUUAGUUUUUAUCACUUCAUUCCUCAGUUUGUCUUGGUUUAUUUCAUGGCAAAAUGGAAAAGAAAAAUUGAUUGCAUAUCAGCCAGAAUUUCAUGCCUUGAAACAACGUCUCCGUAUAGCAGAACAUAGAAUCUUGCAGCGUUCUUCAGAAUUAAAUGCAAUCCUAGAGCAAUUCAGACGUGUAAUAGCAGAAACAAAUGGAACCAAGGCUACAUCAAGUAAUUUUUCAGAUAAUACCUUAAAACUUUUAAAAGACUUAAUGAACAGGAAAUCUCUUCAAGUGCCAAAUAUUUAUUACCAUUUGCCUCAUUUGUUGGACAAUGAAGGAAGCCUUCAACCUGCUGUUCAGAUUGGUUUUGGACGAGCAAGAGUUUCAAUAGUAAUGGGAAUUCCCACAGUGAAGAGAAAAGUAAAGUCAUACCUUGUAGAAACUCUUCAUUCUCUUAUUGAUAAGUUAUCUCCUGAAGAGAUGUUGGACUGUAUUAUAGUAGUUUACAUAGGAGAGACAGAUCUAGAUUAUGUACACAGUGUUGUAGCCAUUCUGGAGAAAGAAUUUUCUACGGAAAUAGAUUCUGGUUUGAUGGAAAUAAUAUCACCUCCUGCAACUUACUAUCCUGACUUCACACACUUAAAGAAGACAUUUGGAGAUUCAAAAGAAAGAGUAAAGUGGAGGACAAAGCAAAACUUGGAUUAUUGUUUUCUUAUGAUGUACGCUCAGGAAAAAGGCAUUUAUUACAUUCAGCUUGAAGAUGAUAUCGUUGUUAAGCAGAAUUACUUCAGUACAAUAAAGAAUUUUGCACUUCAAGUCUCUUCUGAAGACUGGAUGAUUUUGGAAUUUUCCCAGCUUGGAUUCAUUGGCAAAAUGUUUCAAGCUUCAGAUAUCACUUUGAUUGUAGAGUUCAUAUUUAUGUUUUACAAGGAGAAACCCAUUGAUUGGCUCUUAGACCACAUACUCUGGGUGAAAGUCUGCAAUCCUGAAAAAGAUGCUAAACAUUGUGACAGGCAGAAAUCAAAUUUACGAAUUCGAUUCAGGCCUUCCCUUUUUCAGCAUGUUGGUUUGCACUCAUCACUAGAAGGAAAAAUUCAGAAACUCACAGAUAAAGAUUUUCUGAAGCCAUUACUUCAUACAAUGCAUGUAAACCCACCUGCAGAAGUAUCUACUUCUCUGAAGGUCUACCAAGGACACACACUGGAAAAAACUUACAUGGGAGAGGAUUUCUUCUGGGCUGUUACCCCUAUUGCUGGGGACUAUAUAUUAUUUAAAUUUGAUAAACCAGUUGAUGUUGAAAGCUACUUGUUCCAGAGUGGCAAUCCAGAACAUCCAGGAGAUAUACUGAUAAAUACAACCGUGGAAGUUUUGCCUUUUAAGGGGGAAGAGUUGGAAAUAAGCAAAGAAACCAAAGAUAAUCAAUUAGAAGAUGGUUAUAUCAGAAUAGGAAAAUUUGAAGGUGGUGUGGCAGAAGGAAUGGUGGAUCCCAUUCUAAACCCGAUUUCAGCCUUCCGUCUUUCAGUCAUACAGAAUUCUGCUGUUUGGGCUGUUCUUAAUGAGAUUCAUAUUAAAAAGGUUCCAAACUGAUCAAGUUCUCUUAAGAAAUCAAGAUAAUUUCUGACAAUCUCAAAGGAACCUUUCAGCUCUGAAACUGACUCCUUGUAAGAUUGUUCUUUUAAAAAAAGGAAAAAAAAAGAACCAAUUCAAGACAAUGAAGCAUGUUUCUAUUCUCUUUUGUAUUUCACUUGAAUACUACCUCUUGUGAAAUCUACUGUAGAUAAAAUUGUAAUAAGCCUUUUGUCAAAUCAAUCCCAAAAAUUAAUCUCCCAUCCAUAGUAUUCACAUGAAGCCCGCGUCCUUUAUUUGAACAUCAUUUGUACAUUUUUACAAUCAUACUGUAUUAGUAUUGUCUUGUAUUAUUUUGGUAUUUUCCUAAUACAUAAGAGGUGUACAUAUUGUUACAUUCCUUCAAUAUGAGAAUGUUAAAUACAUUUUAUGAAAGGGGUACUUUUGGAUUUCAUUUAUUUUACUAUUGCAAAUCCCCUUUUAUAGAUUAUCAGGGAUAUGUAUAUAAAUAUAAAUAUACAGAAAACAUUAAGUUAAUUUAUUGAAAUUAUUUGAGGAGUAAAUAUUUUGGUGCAAAUACUUUGGAUUACUUUUUAAAAAUAGAUUACACCUUCCUUUUUUUUUUAAGUUUUAUGUAUUUUUCUUUGAAAAUGAAAACAUUUCAAAUGGUAAUGUCUUUUCAAAUGUACUGCCAAUAUAAAUCCAGAUGGGUUUCCUAAAUGGACUUUUGUAUUCUAAAGGAUGUGAAAUAGUGUAUUUUCAAAGACAUCAUUCCUUAAAUCUCCUUAUUUUGAAGAUCAGUGUCCUUGAAGGUUAUAACACUGUACUAUGUACAGCAGCAAGGCCAUAUACAAAGCUGUUUGAAAAAUUAAAAUUUUAGCAUAUAAAUGUGAUACAUUAAAAGUGACAGGCUUAAUGUUUCCCUGUUAAGCAUUGAAAUAACAAAUUGUAUUUUCUUUUUGAUCUUUGUAAUCAACUCACUAUUCAUUUGGUUAAAUAUUACCUAGAUAUACACAUUCAUGUUUUCUAAGUUUGGACACAUUUUUUGGUAACACUUGUGUCAAUUUUUUUCCUAUGAAAUGUUAUUGUAUUUACAAAUUUAAAGACAAAUGAUAUGAUGAGUUUUUAGUGAGAGGUACUGUUGCAACCAUAUUGUAUUUUUCCACUAUGGUUUAAUUUGCAUUUUAGACUUGUAAACUCAAGAAAUACUAUUGCACAAUUGAUUUACAAAGAAUUACAAUACUACCUAGUGUAGUUUUUAUCUUAGUAAUUUCAGAAAUUAUCUUCAUAAAGCUUUUCUUUUAUUAAAGCUAAAAAUGUAAGGAUAAUGCAAAAUACAAUUAUUUUUUAUUAAUUUCAUAUUGAUUUUCUUACUCAUAGCUUCUUGCCAAAAUUUUUUUUCUCAUUUUUUAAAGGAUACUCAAAUUUUAGUUUAAACUUUGUGCUUAGGGUUUUUAUAUAUUAUUUCUGAAUCACUUUGGCCAAGAUUCCUAAUGAUUCCAAAAUCAUUUGAAAGAAGUAAAAAUUUUAAGGCAUUUUUGGCACGAGAAAACUUGGUUGUUAACAGCAAGUCACAGAAUCAUUCCAAAUGCCAAGAGCCCCUCAAAGAUUCAGCCAAAUUAUUAUUUUAAAAAUUACCUUGGGACCAGAUUGGGGGACCUAACUAAAGAGCACUGAGAAACAUGUAUACCUGCUAUGUAUCACUCCUUACCAUUUGAAAUAUUCAUUCCAGUCAGCCUCAUUGUCUUCCCCAUUCAUUCCCCACCCUUACUUGAUCCUGCUGGUUUCCUAUCUGACUGACUUCUCCAUGAAGCUUUUAGUAAUCAAUUACUUCCCUUCUCUGAACUUUUGACAUUAUUUCAGACGUUCAAACAUAUUUUGUCUUCUCAGCCAGAUUUCCAGCUGGUCUUCCUUUUUUCUGAGCUGACUUCAAAUUCAAAGCCAGUUAGACCAGGGUUUAAGGGUGACUCUGGGCAAAUAAGUUAAUCUCUUAUGCUCUAGAUGCCGAUCUAUAGUGAUUAGAGGGAGUUUUCUCACCUCUGGGCUUCCUAUGCCAAUGAAAUCAUGAAUCCGAGGCUCAAAUCUUUACCCUUAUUUGUUCCUGCAUACCCCACAAUGCCUAGCCACGUUAGGCACAAAGGUGCUCGAUAAAUCCUUGUUGGUUUGUUCAUUGCUUCUCCUGCUUCUAGAGCAAUCUUUACAAAUUAAGGGCUCCAGUAUGACCAAAAGAACCCUAUAAAAGAAUUAUAGCUUAGUUCUUCAAAAUGAGGUUGUCAUCAGGUAUAGAAAGCAGAAUUGUGUUGUACAGGGGAAUGGAAAUUUCUGAAAGUGAAGCUAUGUUUGAGAAUUGGUGAAUAGUAAAUAUAGGUUUAUCAUGACUCAAACCUCUUUGUUUCUGUUGAGUAAUAAUACACUUAACUUUACAUUCAGAAUUAAAUCAGAAAACAUUAAGAUACUCAAAAGUGUACAGAGAUGAAUAUUUUAGUUGCAUUGAUAACUCAAAGCACAUGACCAUAUAUGAUUUGUAUAAAAAUUAUCCAAUGGUGAGUUAUUUCAUGAAAUGUGUUUUGAAAUGGCUAAGCUUCCCAUAGUGCUUGGUUUUAGAAGGAUUUACUGGUUUUUUUGUUUUUUGUUUUUUUGGUAAAACAUUUCUAUACAGAACUCUGAAGGCUGCCUUGCAGGAUUUGAAAAAUCUGUAGCUUUCACAACAAAAGCUGUUUGACAGUAAUAUCUACCAGUAAUAUCUACUAACUGGUCACUCAGAGACAGUAGUUUUUAGAAAGAUUUAGAUUUUUAUUCACACAACUAUGUCAUGACCUAGUCUAGCAGUCAUAUCCCUAAAGCUUUACUCUAUAUAUUCUCAGGACCAUGAUUAUAGACUUAAUUGGGAAAUCAGAGGUCAUAAAUGGAGUCAGCACAUCCUAAUAGUUAUAGGAUCCCAGAAUUUGUAUUAAUUAGAAUGACAGAGGAAAAGUACACUUAUUUUUCUGGAAGGAAUUAGGUUCUUAGAGAAGGCAUAGUAAACCAUUAGGUAAUUAAGACCAUUAUUAAUGAAUUUGCCCAAUUAGUUUUGCCUGAACCCAUUUUGGACUUUUAAGUUAGACAUACCUGCAUUCGUAGUAAAAACUAUUUCUGUGUUUUUAUUGUGCAGUGUUCAGACUAUGUCAAAAGACUUGAUUGAAAGGAAGAACUAAAACUUGGCUGUUUUAUAUUUGUCUUUAUUAACCAGUACAAAACAGUUAUUCCAACUAAAUUCUGCAUUUUUGUAUGUUGGAAACUGUUUAAAAUAUACCCAUCAUCAAUUAGAAAAUGUUUCUAAUGUUCUGAAUUUUGUCAUGUGUUAUUUUUGUGCUUGUCUAAUACUGCCAUGUCCUCGAGAUUCCUGAAAUAACGAGAAACAGAAAUCAAGGCAAGAAAAUAGAAUACCAUUAAUUAUGUGACCAGAAAUGCUAUUCACAAAGUCCACUCAAUUUUCCCAGAAUAAGCUUAUGAUGUAAGUUUUUAAUUUAUUGCAUUAUGGUUUUGAACUGAUAAGUGCUACAGUAGCCAAUGCUUUUUUGCUAUAUUCAUGCAUGUAAACAUUAAUGCUACAAGAAAGUAAUAUCCAUAUGCUUUUGAGAAGCAAUGUUUUAUUAGUCACAUGUAUCAGUGACAUUUUGGACCAUUUCAAAGGAAGAUGUCUGUUACAUUAGAUCACACUAUGAAGAUGCACUCUAGCUUCUUAAUGCUGAGAGAACACAUUGUUUCAACAAAGGUAAAUAAAAAUAUUUUAAUGCAAAGUAUUCCCCAAAUAUUGCUAACAGUUUAUUGAUAAUAAUUGUAAACUAUAUAAAAGCAGUAGUUGUAUUUUUUUAAACUUUUGAUUCCAGGUCCUAUAUUUAAAUGGGGACAUCAUGCUUUUAAAAAUUUUGGGUAAACAAUAUGGAUACUUUCUGCAAAGAAAUGUUUUUUAACAUCCUUGAUUAUUAGGCAAGGGUAUUCGAGUAUUACCACCUCUUAUAGUUGUGCCCUUGUAUCAGCAGCUGAUGCUAGAACUAUUGCUUUUGUUCGGUUGGCAUUACACUUUAUUUUCUCAGCAUUUGCUGAAUAUACCUUUUGAGGAUCUACUUUUUCUGAGCCUUAAAAUGGCUGAUAGUGACAGUACUGUAAAGAUGCACUGCCAGCAAAUCAUUUUGUUUUGGCAUACAAAUUUUUCCUGAUAAAGAUAUAAAAUAUUUGUUUCGAUACAACAACAAUUUAAGUGUGGAUAGUUUUUCCUUUUUUAAGAGGUGUUGUUUGGAGAGCUCUUCCCUAUGGAAUCUAUCUAACAGGUUCUGCGAGAGGCUUUUUUAUUCAAAAACUUGAUCCAUGUUUCCCUUAAAUGUCCUCAUUACUCAAUUCUGCAGUAAUCCUUUUGAGUACUUGUAAUUUUUAUAGGUAGUUGAGCCUUUCUUUGAAAUCUUGCUGCUAUAAAUUGAAAACCUGAUAAGAGGUUAUGUCGAUUGUGCCUUUCAUCACUGUUCUUUCUGUGCCACAGCUGUCAUGUGUAUUUGAAAUAAAGAUUUUUUUUUAAUUCAA